Molecule: messenger RNA, 3435 nt
Organism: Taeniopygia guttata (zebra finch)
Lineage: Eukaryota; Metazoa; Chordata; Aves; Passeriformes; Estrildidae
Source: RefSeq, a predicted model, not a curated record
CCUCUCUUGCAGCUUCCAAUUAAUUUCCAGUGUUGUUUUAAUGAGUGAACAAAAGGCUCUUUGUCCCAGUCCCCCAGCAGCCUGGGAGCAGGGAAGGGAAAGAGCAGCGUUCUUUAAGAAUACUGCUGAACAAGGGCAGCCAGCUUAAGGGAAGAAUCCUCUCUUGUCCAACCAGUGACCAGUAGGUUGCUCCAUUUUUAGAUUGUUUGCCUGUUCUUCUCCCCCACUCAGAAGGCUGGGUUACUCCCAGGAAUGUACCUGACCCAACACAAAUAGCAGCUGGUGGGAAUCCUGGGAAUGCUGUGUUUCCCCAGGAUUAUUUCCUCUGCUGACCCCUGAGCGCCUUGUGACCACAGGCUCAGUGUGCUGCCCAUUCCCAGGGGGAAGUGAUCAAUCCACUUUCUCUUUUGUGCUGGAGCAUUUGGAUGCUUCCUGCAGGGCGAUGGGGACAUUACCACUGAAUCACACCUGGAUUUAAGACCAGGCCAGGCUCAGUUUUGUCUGGCGAGAUUUGAAACAAGAUUUUUGAAAACCUCCGCUGCAUGGAGCCAAAACCAGCUCCCACUGGAGUAUUUGUAAACAGGAGCCUCCAGAAAUACCACAGAACACUUCCCCCAGCCUAGGAAGUGCUCAGAGACAUGGAUUUGAUCUUUGCUCUGUGUUGUGCAAGAGCUUGGCAUAGAAGCCGAGUUCCUGGGGCAUCACCUGUCUUGCCUAACAGAGCUGGAAUAACUCACUGGGACAGCGUCUUCCUCCUGCUGUAGCCCAUUGCCCGGGUUAAUGGGUUCAUUCUGUCCUCUCUGGGCCACCAGGCAGAAGUGCCAUCCCCAGCCUUUCAUCCUACCCCUUUUCUGGGAGUUCUGGGGCCAGACAGAGUGCACUGGAUGAGACAGCAAGUGCUUCCCGAAUCUAAACUGCAUUUGCCAGGAGGCAGAAAUUCCUGCCGCUCCCCUUCAAACCUUACUGGGCUAUCGGGAGCACAUUGCCAAACCCUUCUGGUGUGUUUGUAAAAAUUUACCUGCUAGUUUCUGAAGGUUGGAUGUGCUUGGAGGGUGUGGGGGGGUCUGAUGUGACCGCGGAGCAGAAACCUGAACAGAAAGGGGAGGAGGCAACAACAGUGGAAGCAAAAAUAUUUCAGGAUUGGAAGCGUGCCAAGAGAAUUGUUUGCAGGAAACAUUUCUGUUCCGUCAAGGUGUAGGAAGUUUUUUUCUUUCCCCCUCCAGUUAAUGACCUCGCACUGGUGCGUGGUGGGGCCGGGGUCCCGCUCUGUCCCGUGCCGGUUGGCAGUGGGAUGCACAAAGCCGCCGCAGUCGCAGGGGUGCCAGGGGCUCGUCGGGCUGGGUCAAGGGCGCGGUGCCAGCCCAGGCCGGUUCCUGUGCUCACGUCCCGCGGGCGUGUCCCUUAAAUCCCGCAUGGGAGCGGCGCGGGACAGGCAAGCGCCAGCGGAGCCGAGCGGAGCGGUGUCAGCGAGGAGAGAUGGCCUCGGUGGGUCCCCCCGCAGCCUCCACGCAGCCCGCUCUGCCCUCCGGACCCGCCGUCUUCAAAACCAUCCCCUACGCCUUCAUCCUGCCGGAGAUCGUGAGUAUGCCUCGCUCCGCUGCCUCAUGGAACCCACUCCUGGCUAAAAUACCCUGAAACCAUCCUGAAGGCAUCCUUACUGGAAAGUGACAUCUUGUCUUGGAGCUUAUGCUGAAUGCACAAAGUAUUCCUGACGGGGUUUUUAGGAACAGCUUGAGGACAAGGUAUACUCAGCUCCAUCACAGCCUGUGUGAGGGUCCCUGGCUGCCGUGGGGCUGAGAGAGGCUGAAGAGCUGAUGGCUCGUCCAGGGCAUGCUAGCAGCUCUUGUUGUCAUGAAGCAGCUCUUGUUAACUUCUAGAAAUGGCUUGAAAAUCAAGGGAAUUUUGCUCUCUGUAUCAAAUCGCUCCAGGGGUUGAAGACAAUUGGGCGUCUGCUAAUGUGCAAUGACAUUCCAUGAUUCUUUCAAUUGCUUCUGGGUCCAGAGGGCAUCCAGGGGACCAGCCAAGAUUUUAGCUGGUGUACUUUGUCAUGGUGCUGGCAAUCCACACACCCUGUGCUCCAUAGGCACGAUCCCUGCCCGUGGUGGCUGGCUCAGCUCCCUUCUGCAAUUCCAGGGCUUUCACCCACCACAGCUGGGAUGGCACAGGGUGGCACGGGCUCAUCCUGAUAACUCCAUGGGCUUUUUGUAGUCAGUAAAUAUUUUGGGUGGAUCGCUCCAGGCUGGUGCAUGGAGCUGAGAGGAAACUUCCUUGUGCUGCAAUUCCAAGCCCCGGAGAUUAACGAGUGAGCAGGGCUGGGUUGAGGCAACUGCUCACUUUUUCCCAGAUAAAAGCACUUUUUCUGGCUUCUCCACCAAAUCUCUUGGGGUGAGACAUUUCCUUGUGUGGAAGGCAGCAGCAAACCCUUUCCUUUUGUGUGAACACUCAUUUCCCAUGAGUUUUCAGGGAAACCAGUGCCAAUUUGCUUGCUUGCUUGCAUCCCAGUGCUCUGGGAAAGAUGCAAGGGUUCUGCUGGCUGCUGCAGCUGGCCCAGGAGGGAGGCAAGGAGGGAACUGGGGAGGAAGAGGGCUUUUUCUCAUUCCACACUCAUCAGAGGCACUUGAUUGUCCCUGGCAGCUCUGUGGGACCUGGGUGUGGAUCCUCGUUGCUGCUACCUCCGUCUCCUUGCCUUUGCUGCAGGGAUGGGUGAUGUACGUGUCCCUCACUUCCUGCCUCAUCUCCCUGCUGCUCCUCAUAAGCUACCUCCUCGGCUUCCACAGGAACAGCGAGAACUGGAAAGUGCUGGACAGUUUGUACCAUGGCACCACAGCCAUUCUGUACAUGAGCGCCGCUGUCCUGCAGGCCAACGCGACCAUCAACUCUGAGUUCGGUGUCAAUGCACCACUCAACUACCAACUCAACAGCGCCGCAUCGUUCUUUGCCUUCCUCACGACCUUCCUGUACAUCCUCCAUGCCUUCAGCAUCUACUACCAGUGAUCCUGGCAGCACCAGAUUCACCUUUUCAGGAUGAGGGCUUUCCCAGUGUGAAAGCCCCAAGGUGUCUGCCCCAGCCCUGUCACCAGGCCUCAGGAACAGCAAGUCCUUUUGCACUUCAUCACAGGAGGGACUUUGCUGGCACACAUUGGUUUGCCUGCGGGACAUUUCCUGCCUUACCUGGGGGAGGGACUUGCAAGGGGAGGGACUGGGCACAGGCCCCAAGCCUCCAAUAUCGACAUUCUGCCAAAUAUUGACAACCAUGGGAAGAGGAAAACAAAAACAAUCACUGUUCCUUCAGCAAACAAUCUCCUUUCUUAUGUUAUUUACCUUUCUCUAGUUCAGCUCCAUCCCUCCCCAACACAAGUUCAUAACAAGUUCCUUGACUUUCAGAUGGUUUCAUUUGGUAAAUGAUGUAUUUGGAAUAAAGAGUCAAUGGACAUA